AUGCUUUCAGCCAUGAAGGUGCCCAGAACGCCAGCCGCGACAAGACGUGAACGGGCACAGCCGCUUCGAUCUCUAAACGCCGUGCCACUGCUGAAACGUUAUUCGUCUCAAUACUCACAACCCAACCUCAUCUCAGAUUCCCAGUCCAGAGAAAGGAACCAAAAGCGCGGCUCAUUGGCACUCGGUUCACCGGCUGGCUCAUGUACGACACUGCAACCCGCGCCUGCGCACUAUGCCCAGCCCCCGGCAGCCGCGCCUGCGCGCUGCGCUCAUCCGCCGGGAGCCGCGCCUGCGCACUGCGCUCAGCCCGCGGGGGGUCCCGGCUGUGCGGAGACUGAGGCCCAGGUUCCGAAAACACAGUCCAAAAUUCAAUUCAACUCUCACUACUCUCUACUGACCAUCACCAUCAUGAGGUCCCAGUUACCAUUCAGCAUUUGCCAUUUUCAGCAGACUUGCUGGAACCAACUCCCAGAAAGUGCAGCUGAACGGUCAUUUAUAAAAAUACUCUGGACUACAAUGAAGCCAGUGGUUGAGGUAUCUGAUUCCAAGGUCUAUCACUGGGGCUUAGAAUUUCCACUGACAGGUUCCCACCUCAUUGGGAAGGGCAGGCAGGAUGAUACAUCAGUUCUGGCAAAGGAAGGAAUUGUAAUGAAAAGGAAUCCUAUGCAGAUCAAACAACUAAUGGACUUUCAUGCUGGUAACCAGGAGCUCAAAGUAGAAUGUCGCAAUUUAAUGACACACACAGAACACGACUUGUCAACGGACAUCUUCCUUUCAAAGUCCUAUGAUGUCUUCCCCAAUUCCUUCUCAUCCAUUGUACACUUCUGUCACACAUCAGUAAACAGACCAUCCUUAAGUAAAAAUGUUAUAUUUCAAACAUAUUGAAAAGGGAACAUGGACAUACCCUUAAAUAACACCACAAUAGCUGGUAUCCCAUCACCAAGUCACCCUUUAUUUAUACAUGGAAUGUCCUUGACCCUGAUCUAGCCUCCCCAGAGCCAGUUCAGUUAAUACAUUUUUUUUUUGCAACUUGCAUUAACUUGAUUAUCCUGCUUUCUAUAAUCAGAAUUUUCUAAUCCAGAAGAUAACUCUAGGAGAAAGACAAUUAAAAUGUAAAUGUAUCAAAAAUAUGUUUUUUUAAUAUCCACAGUCAGUACAUUUAAAUAGCUUUUGUGUAAAGCUAUAAAAGUGUCCAGGAGGACCAUUAGUGAGUGCUUUGAUAAUACGAUUGGAUAUCUCACUCCAGUUAUUUUCCACUCUGUAUCAAACCCAAACAUUAUCUCUGUGGCUAGUCCUGAGCCAAUUCUUAGAUCUUUGAUAGAAAGUAGAAGCCACUUUUCAGAAAAGCUUAAGUCAAACAUAAAAGUUGCCAUGGACAAAAGGAAAAUAUUUACAUCUCAAAACAUGUUGUCGAGUAUAACUGGAUCCAGACAGCUAGCAUCCAAUAAGAGUGGAACAUGCGUAAGCUCGGGGAAUUGCAUGUGGAGGAUCAUUUAAGAUAUAUCUGUUUAUCUCUUCAACUUUUAAAAAGUAAUUUUCUCAAGAAAGCGGGCUUUGUCCUGUGGGCCAAAAGUACAUAUUCUGGAACUAGAAGGAUAGAUAUUUGUUUGUAAUUGAAUUAGUAGGCAUCCAAUAUUGGACCAGUUACAUUACACAGGAAAACCACAGACACUGACUAGGCAUCCCCAGGUAGUUCAUUGGUGAGGAGGCUUCUAAUAGGUCACAUCAGGGUAACCAAAGCUGUUGGGCUGCUUACUUGUACAUGUACAGGGCCUUCAUCCAGUUUCAGACAUCGCUGCCAUAUGCCCAUUGUUUGUCUACACAAAUGCAGCAGGUUAAAUAUUUUCAGUUUGUAAUUGCUCUCCUCUUAUGGAAACUUUAACUCGUCUAAAACUCUGCUAAUUGGGUUCUCUCCUGCAUUAAACCCUGUUCAUCCUUUGCACUUGUUCUUGCUGAUCUGCAAUCCCUAUCUGUUUCACAAUGGAAUUUAAAUUUGUAUCCUCACUUAAAAAUUCCCUGUAGACUCACGCCACCUCAUUUCUGCAAAUUUGCCAAACUACAAACUUCCUUUAUGUAUCCACCUCAACUAUUCUUCACUUGUUGCCAUUAUCUUGCCUUCACUUGCUGCAAUGCCCUCACUGAAUCUUUGUCAGUGUACUGUAGCUACGUCUUUAUUAACUUUGCAGAUAUUUUUCAUUCAAACUGUCUGUCUCAUCCCAUGAGAUAUUCUCUCAUGCACUUUCAUAGUACUUUUAGGAAUGUAAUAAAAAUUCAUGUUAAUACAGCAUAUUGCAAUACAUUUGUUUCAUACUGGAUCCCUGAAAUUGAUUUUUACAGAGAUUUUGUAAAACUUGAGUAAUUACCUAUCUGUGUCAUACUCCUGCCUCUGAAUCUAAAAAAAAAAUGUGGGUUGAAAGAUCAUUCUAACAGCUGACAUGUCUUCUAGGCUGACACCUCAUCUGUAGGAACUGGUGAUGUAAGUUUAAAUUAGGACAUUUUCUGCUUAUUAUGUGAACAUAAAAAAGACCCAUGAACAUUAUUUGAAGAAGUGCAAAAAGUUCCCUUUACCUUUAAUUGUCCUUCAAUUAAUAACCACCAAAAUAGGUUAACUUUUCAUUCACUCACUUGCAUUUCUUGAUGCUUGUUGUGUAUAAAUUGGUUGCCAUAUUGGCCAAUGUAACUUUCACUUGCUGCAAUGCUGAGAUGUUAUAUUACAAACUGAAUUUAUUUAAUUGAAGUACUUUUGAAUGUCUUUACAGAUGUGAAAACAGUUUUUUUCCUUCUUUUUGAAACAGCCAAAACAAAAGGAAGAUGAAGGUAUUACUCUGUAGAUUCUUGGGGCUGGUGCUAAGUAUCUGGAGAU
This is a messenger RNA of Chiloscyllium plagiosum (whitespotted bambooshark), 2863 nucleotides long. The record is from RefSeq and is a predicted model, not a curated record. Lineage: Eukaryota; Metazoa; Chordata; Chondrichthyes; Orectolobiformes; Hemiscylliidae.